GAAGACAGUCCACACUACAGAAAUCUCCUGCUGUAACCUGCACUUCUACGGGAUUCUCAGUUUACCCUCAUUUAUUUGGAUUAUUUAAAAUGCUAAACUGAGCAGCUUCAAUAUGGAACAAGCACUGCAUAGCACCGUGAGAGUGUCCCGUCUCCAGAAGAAUAAUGUGUAUUAAGGGAGACACACUGCAGCAUGCCAACAUGAUGACCGAUAUGAUAGUGUUGUGUAUCACUUUGGCUAUUUCAUUGUUCUUCUGGAUCAUAUCCAUAACUGCGAGCACAUACUAUGGUACGCUGCAGCCCGUGUCUCCGUGGAGAUGGCUGUUCUCAGUUCUGGUCCCAGUGAUUCUUAGUUCUCGUGCUUUGAAGAGGAGGAGUCUUGAUCGUGGAGGGGCUCUCGGAGCCCUGCUGGUUGGUUUCAUUCUGUCCAUGGCCAACUUGAGCUUCUUCGCUGCCUUGUUUACGUUUUAUGUCACUUCCACCAAGCUGACCAGAUGGAGGGGGGAUGUCAAGAAACGCAUCGACUCCGAAUACAAAGAAGGUGGCCAGAGGAACUGGGUACAGGUUUUCUGUAAUGGAGGAGUCCCCACGGAACUGGCCUUACUCUACAUGAUUGAGGUGGGUCCAGGGGAGAUGCCCGUGGACUUUGGUCAGCACUAUUCGGCGUCGUGGAUGUGCCUCUCCCUGCUGGGCGCGCUAGCCUGCAGUGCAGGGGACACCUGGGCUUCUGAAGUGGGUCCUGUACUCAGCAGGAGGCGACCCAGACUCAUCACCACCUGGAAGGAAGUCCCCACAGGUACAAAUGGAGGGGUCACCCCUGUGGGUCUGGUAGCCAGCCUCCUCGGCGGAGUUGCUGUGGGAACAGCGUAUUUCCUCACGCAGCUGCUGCUGGUUAACGACCUCCACCUGGCAGCUCCACAGUGGCCCGUGAUGGUGUACGGGGGCACAGCUGGCCUGCUUGGCUCUGUGCUCGACUCUUUCCUGGGGGCACACAUGCAGUAUUCAGGCUAUGAUGAAAGCACCGGGAAAGUCGUGAGUUACGAGACGCCGACGGUAAGGAGGAUAUGUGGGAAGCCUAUUCUGGAUAACAACGGCGUGAACCUCUUCUCCUCGGUGCUCAUAGCUUUGCUCCUGCCAGGAGCUGCAUGGAGUUGCUGGCCCAGACCCUGACUGACUUCUCCUUUAGGACUUAUAUGGAUUUGCCAUCUUUAGAAUAAAACAGAUCUGUGGAAAAGAUUGUUUACUCUUUGUUUUUGGUGAAUCCUCAGUGUUUUACUGUUUUAAUAAUUCUUUUUUUUUUCUGUAUGUAAGGAACAUUCAUUAUGCUGUUAAUGGAACAUCUUCAGACAUGGUUACAUGUUGGUACUGAGUCUUAUAGUUUGGUGAAGCUAUUUUAUAGAUUUGUGUAGAAACACUGACUUGAUCAUGUCUGCUUUGCAAACCAGUAUAUUGAGCUCUUGUCAGAACAAGAAGCCCAAACCUGUAUUUGCUUGUUAAAGGUUUUACCACCUUCUAACUUCUGUUCACAAUACAUGGAAAACAGUAUCUGAGCCUGCAUCUAAGUUAGCACGUUUUGAGAUUGGCAAUCAGUGUAUGUAUAACAGUAUAAAACAGAAGGAAACAUUUGUACUAAAAAUGAACCAGAAUUCAUAAUCUGAAUAAACCAUUACAGUCUUGGUUUCCACA
This is a messenger RNA of Electrophorus electricus (electric eel), 1685 nucleotides long. RefSeq names its product transmembrane protein 19 (gene tmem19). The record is from RefSeq and is a predicted model, not a curated record. Gene Ontology annotation, cellular component: membrane. Lineage: Eukaryota; Metazoa; Chordata; Actinopteri; Gymnotiformes; Gymnotidae.